AUGGGAAAGGUCACCUACCGCAACGGCAUUGCAAUCCUCCAGCUCAUCAUAUUCCCCAUCAUCCUCGUUGCUGCCAUUUUCAUCUGGAAGCGAUCAGGCUGGAGGGUUGGCAGCAAGAUCUGGCGAUUUCCCGUCACACUCUCGCUCAUUCGAAUUGCCGGCAGUAUUUCUUCGUUGCUCUCGAUCAAUAACGACUCGUACAACAUCAAAGUGGCUGAGGCAGUAUGUCAGUUGAUCGGUCUAGCCCCUUUGCUGCUAACCUUUAUCGGACUGCUGCGUCAAAUUGAUGUGGACGAGAAAAUGCCGCCCAGGCCGAUGAAACUAGUGACGUUAAUCACCUUCAUUGGCCUUAUUCUUGGUAUCGCAGGAGUCAGUUCCGGUGGUUAUCCACCCGGCGGACUCGCCAAGGCCGCCAUGGGCAUCUUCCUCGCCGUCUUCGUGCUUUUCCUCGUACUGAGUGUCUGGUUAUUCUUGGAACUCAGCGGUUCAUUGCGACGAUUCCAGAAGAAACUCUUUAUCGCCAUUGCCCUGUCUACCCCCUUCUUGGUGCCCCGGCUGAUCUACUCGGUCCUCGGCGAUUACACUUCUCUGGAUACUUUCUCUCUGGACGGAAAUCCAACCGUCUAUCUAUGCAUGGCGGUGCUGGAAGAAAUCAUUGCCUUGGCAAUCACCAUGGUCUUGGGUAUAUUGGCUGUUUUGGAGCCGGACUUUGUCCAACUCACUCCUCAAUCCCGCGAGGACCCGGAACAGAAGCCCGAGGGGGUGAAUUUCUAA
This is a messenger RNA of Aspergillus pseudoviridinutans, 774 nucleotides long. RefSeq lists its product as uncharacterized. Lineage: Eukaryota; Fungi; Ascomycota; Eurotiomycetes; Eurotiales; Aspergillaceae. The transcript is spliced from 2 exons. The record is from RefSeq and is a predicted model, not a curated record. The coding region runs from base 1 to 774 and encodes 257 amino acids.